AUGUCUUCAAGUAAAGACUUUGUUUUGGAGAUAACGCUGGUGGACAGCAAGAACUUGGCCACGUACAUUGUUCACAGGAAGCCCUCAAGAUUUCUCAAGUACUUGAGAGCACCAAUUGUGGCUUUACUAUGUGGCAUAUUGGCGCUGCUUCUUCUUCGUCUAGGCGAAGAAGCAGAUCUUAUAUUCGACUACCUCAACAUAGACAUUCCGUUCACUGAAAUACUUCUUGCAAACAUCGAAGGCUGGACCAGAGACCUACCCUUUACUCAAAUGCUUACAGAAGAAACGCUUCGAAAAAUAUGCCUAUCAGGAAGCAUCACGUUCUUGUCUCUUGUCAUAAUAGCGAUGAUUUCCUUGCAAGAGCCCCAAGACAGCAUGAUGAUCAUGAAGGAUAUGGGGAUCCAACUCAACAGUACCGAUCGGUGGGGUUUCACCAACAAGGAAUUCAUACCCAUGACGGAUAUCAUAGACAUUGUGAUACACGAAGGCUUCUUCGGGUAUGGACAAGUGAUCUUCUACAUGUGCGUGUUGACCCAACCAAGACGCAAAAGUGGUUUGGGAAACAGCGGGAUCAAAAUUGUGUUUCCCAACUUUCUACCUAGAAAGUCGAUCCUUGUGGAUGUGUGUCGCCAGAGCCGCGAGAUGCUCUACGGCACUACGCACCGCUACAUGGAUGAUGUUAAAACCUGA
Candidozyma auris is the source of this 690-nucleotide messenger RNA. Its product is annotated as phosphatidylinositol N-acetylglucosaminyltransferase. The transcript has a single exon. Gene Ontology annotation, cellular component: glycosylphosphatidylinositol-N-acetylglucosaminyltransferase (GPI-GnT) complex. Gene Ontology annotation, biological process: GPI anchor biosynthetic process. The record is from RefSeq and is a predicted model, not a curated record. Bases 1 to 690 code for a protein of 229 amino acids. Lineage: Eukaryota; Fungi; Ascomycota; Pichiomycetes; Serinales; Metschnikowiaceae.